Messenger RNA from Ectocarpus sp. CCAP 1310/34, 342 nucleotides. The record is from the annotation of a GenBank genome assembly. NCBI's taxonomy places the organism in Eukaryota, Phaeophyceae, Ectocarpales, Ectocarpaceae.
AUGAUGGCUUUGGUUGGUUGCUCUUUUUCACUGUACCGCCGCAGACACAUUCUGACAGCACUUCAGACAGCAGCUUUGUGCCCCGCCAGCUGCUUGUUCCAUGCCUACCAUGGUGUUUUUGUACAGACAGCACUUCAGACAGCAUUAUGCUGUAGUCGGCAAUCUUCCGUUUUGGUAUAGAGUGGGACAGGGAGGGGGUGAUGCUACUGUAGUCGAACGGUGGGACGGACGUGCAGUUCAGUUUUUGGGCACGCAUACGGUGCUGCAGGGAUUUUUAGGUGUACCUCUUCGGGCUCUUGGAUAUCUUUUUCUCGUUACAUGUGUGCGUGUUCUUUAGAUCCU